This is a messenger RNA of Mytilus californianus (California mussel), 1238 nucleotides long. RefSeq lists its product as uncharacterized. The transcript is spliced from 7 exons. Lineage: Eukaryota; Metazoa; Mollusca; Bivalvia; Mytilida; Mytilidae. The record is from RefSeq and is a predicted model, not a curated record. Bases 190 to 1098 code for a protein of 302 amino acids.
ACAUAGUGAGGAAAUACCAGUCAACCAAUUCGUCAGUAAGUUGAAAUGGAUACACCUCAAUUGCAAAAUAUAACUUUAGACUAGGAACGAGGGAUUCACGUCAACGUGAUAAGGAGUUAUUCUUUAGCAUCGUGGAAUUUCAAAAAAAAUCUACAUAUAGUUACAAUCGCAAUUUGGUAAACAUCAAUCAUGCCUACAAAGUAUUCGGUGCUGUUUUUCUUCUUGGUUCUGGUGAAUGAGAAUUACUUUGCUUUUAAACAGUACCGAAGUUUGACAGAUAAAUCACAUUGCUCAAACCCGUUGAAGGCGGUUUUUCUUCGAAAUGAGUCAGACGAAGCCGUGAUAACAUGGCAAGGUGGUGUAAUCCAAGGUUGCCGUAUAAGUGUAAGGCCUUGGGAAGAAACAGCCAACAGCGACCAAAUGUGUCUCAGUAUUGUUACAAACAAUAUUCCAUGCGACAAAAAUGUGACUCUAUCAUUUAUAACCAAACAAGAUCUCAAAACUACGAUUUAUCUGGUAGGGUGUAAUGUAAAGCCAGUGAAGUGUAUGAUUUUCAAGACAGUGGUAAUGAUUAAAGUUAGUGCACCUUACGAGAAUGCAACGCGUAAAGAUACUUUUCAAUUGAGGCUGAAAAUAGUAGUCUCUUUAAUUCCUACAAUUACGGAAAAAGACGUUUCCCCAAAAGACGUGACAACUGAACAUCUUGACGAAAUUAAUGGAGUCUGCCAAAUACCAGUGAACACACCUAAUAUAUUAUUGUUGUCAUUAAAAUACUGUUUGACUUAUAGAUGUUCCACAUUAGUUGAUUGUAUAUCUGCUUUUAUAUGGGAUGUCACGAAUGACUUCGACCCUGCAACGCCAAGACGUAAACAUCAUGAAGCGCAUAAAGAGUCCAAGCUAGAUGUGAACAGUAUCAUUGCAAUCAGUGGAGGUGUUGUUACAAGCUUAUUUAUACCCAUUAUUCUGCUUGCUGUUAAAAGAAAAAUGCAAACUGCAAAAAACCUAACUGUAAUAGUUGAUAAUCCAGAACAGCAAGACAAAGAAGAGCGAAGUAAUCGACAAUCAUUAAUAAGCGAAGAUUCAUUUCAAACAAUUUGAAUAAACUUUUACCAUCACAAAAAUGUAAAGUAAAAUUGUUAAUCUUUGCGUUCAAAACUAUGUAUCGAUGGAUUGCAGAUAAUGUUAGUCUAAUCUUGUCUAUAAUUACAGAUCAAAUAAAAGAUUUCUACUAAUUGUAA